Symbiodinium sp. CCMP2456 is the source of this 5130-nucleotide messenger RNA. NCBI's taxonomy places the organism in Eukaryota, Dinophyceae, Suessiales, Symbiodiniaceae. The record is from the annotation of a GenBank genome assembly.
AUGAACGUGCUCGGCAUAUUUGCAGAUGAUGGCCUGCGCAAGGGAAUCAACGAGAAGCCGUGCUUCGUUCACGUUGACCAGCAGACGGGGGAGGCACUCUCCACCAUCUCGUAUAGCCAGCUCAAAGCAUUGGUGGAUGACUUUGCCCGAGAUCUCGCCAGGUCACACGAGACAGAGGACGGCUCCUUGCUGCUUCUGGGUUUAUGCUUCCCGCUCGGCACGCCUGUGCACUACUUGGUUGCCCUUCUGGGUGCUGCCAAGCAUGGUUCGCGCUGUGUCGCGAUGCCGCUGAACAUCCACGCCCAAUUCCUGUCAGACGAAGAGCUGAGCGAUGCUUUCGAGCUUGUGGAGGUGGCGAUCUUUCCGGAGAUCGAUGUGGCAUCUCUUGACCCGCAAAGUCGAGAUGCAGUGACCACCUUCGCGGGUGUGGCAGCAGCACGAGGCGUGCCCACCUGGCGGCUGUCUUUUCGUACAGACGUGGCCUGCCCGUCGGUGCAGCUUCGGCGAGACAAGGAAGCGCCAACUCAUACGUCCAGAAGUACGCUUCCAGAGGACACUGUGCUGCUUCUACGAACCUCCGGCAGCACUGGCAAGCCGAAGUCUAUUCCGCUGACCAGGGGCAAUGUCGCGGCUGCUAUUGGCUCCGUCAUUGAUGCUUACGAACUCACGGAGGACGACAUAACUUACAUCUCGCAGCCCAUGGUCACGGUGGGCGGUUUGGUGACACCAUUACUGUCCACCCUCGCCAGUGCCGGUACCGUCAUCUUCUCGAAGUUCAAUGCGGCAAAUCACUGGAACGUUGUCUUGAAGCAGGGUGUCACCUGGUACACGGCUGUGCCGGAGAUGCACAAGCAGAUUAUCGAGCAACAACGGGAGCAGGUGCUGGAGCGCUCGGCGCAUCGUGUGCGAUUCAUCCGAAACGGCAGCGGCUGCCUUCCACAGGAGUUCGUGGACCAGAUGCGCCACCUCUUCAACACACAGGUCGUGGUCGCCUAUGGGAUGACAGAGGCAACGCAGCUGGUGUGUGCAAAUCCUGUUGGAGCACCAAAGCCGAGCUCUGUAGGCAAGCCUGCCAAACACCUGCGCCUGCGUCUCUUCGACGAGAACCUUCGCCCAGUUGGUCAUGGCAUCCAGGGCGAGAUUUGUUUGGCUGGGCCGUCCAUGUUUGAGGGCUAUUGGGGGCCUGCGACAGACGAGGUGAACAAGCGGGUAUUCUUCACAGACGCAGACGGCACGCGCUGGUACCGGACCGGAGACAUUGGCACCCAAGAUGUUGAUGGCUACGUCUUCUUAGUCGGUCGCUUGAACAACAUGAUGAAGAUCAAUGGCUACAAAGUGUUUCCCGAGCGAAUGGAGCAAGAGCUCGAGAAGCGAUUUCCCAGCUUGAGGUUUGUGUUGGUAAGGCAGUCCGAUGAGAACUCUGGAGAUUCUUUGGCAUUGAUGGUCCAGAAGCGGCAUCCGGAACCUGGGGAUGUGGAUAUGGCAGCCAUCUGUCGAGAAGUUGCGGCCGUCGCCCGGUUCGGCGUGUCUUUCCCACUUCCACAGACUGCUCACUUGGUCAGCGAGGAGCUGAGCAUGAUUACGAAAUCUAGCAGCAAGAUCGAUCGGAAGCUCGCAGCAGCUUUGGCCCAUGAUCAUGACCAGACGACGGAGCAUCACGUUCUUGACUUGGCGCUCUUCGGCGGCGAGCCUCUGGAGCAGCAGAAGCCCCUUGACUGGUGGAUUGCUUUGGCGACGAAGCUUCUGCAUGCACUCGGCAUCGACGAACUGGAUGCAACGACUCCGAUAGCUACUCUUGGGCUCACGUCACUGCAGGUCAUGGCCUUUACCAACAUGAUGAGCAUCUACACUUCCGAGUUUCUGAACUCGCGCGUGCUGGUGAGCAACGUCCUCCAUGCCGGCACGCUGAAGGAGCUCGUGGAAAGCUUUGGGGCAACGCCAUCGACACGGAGCUUGCCUGCGGAAUCCGUAAGGCGGAUUACGAGGGCCAAAACUGCUGGAGGCAGGGAAGCUCCCCUUCGAGUGCAGACGGAGGAUCCGGUGCACAUCGUCGGUGUCUCCUGUCGCUUUCCUGGGCAUUGCAACCACUUGGACGCGCUUGCUCAGCUUCUGGCUGACAAGCGUUGCGGUAUCACCCACCGCACGGACUGGGACAGUGACAGGCAUCCAGAGAUAGCCUACGCGGGCUUCAUCGAAGGCAAGGAGCUGGUCGACCGGGCCUUGUUCGGGCUGUCGCCGCUGGAAGCAGCGGAGAUGGAUCCUCAGCAGCUGGCGGUUCUCGAAGGUGCCUAUGAAGCCGUCGUGAAUUCCGGUGUCAAAGUUCACAGUCUGGCGGGCAAGGACGUGCCUGUCGUGGUUGCCGUCAACCAUGCUGAUGCCGAGAUAGAUUUCUAUAGCCAUUUCCAUGGAGUCAAUGGUGUUCCACCGCACAUCCGAGCUUACAAAGCUCUAUCAGCAAUUGCCGGGAGAGUGAGCCAACUGUUGGACCUCCGGGGAUCGACUUUCUGCGUUGAUGCUGCCUGUGCAUCUUCGAUCGUGGCAGUACAUGAGUCUUUUCACAUGCUGCGCAGAAGUCGGUGCAAGUCUGCGAUUGCGACCUCGGUGAACCACUUGACCAGCAUGAACGUGAGUCUCUCCAUGGCACCCAGUGGCCUGCUAUCGAAGACUGGCCGAUGCCACACCUGGGAUGCCUCUGCCGACGGUUUCGUGCGAGGGGAAGGUUCCGCAUCAGUGUUCCUAGCCUCAGAUGAGGCUGCCGAUUCUAUGGGUGAGAUCUGCAACACGAUGGUCAAGCACAAUGGGAAGACCUCGCACUUGACGUUCCCGGAGCGUAAGGCAGAAGCUGAUCUGGUCUAUCAGUGCAUCGAUGCGUCGAAUGUCGGCUUCGGUGAGAUCAACUACGUGGAAGCUCAUGGCACUGGAACUACAAUUGGCGAUGCGACAGAAGCACAUGCUUUGCAGGACGUCUUCGGCACCUGGCGCAAGCGGAAGUCCAAUCCUGUCCUCGUCGGAUCGGUGAAGGCCAACCUUGGACAUCUGGAAGCAUCUUCCGGGAUGGCCGGCCUCCUUUCCGUGCUGACUGUGUUCCGUCGCCGGGCGGCUCCAGGGAACGCCGAGCUCAGACAGCUGAGCUCAUUCGUCGCAGGGACUGGUGAUGCAGUUGGCCUCGAGUUUCCCAUGCAUUCAACGCCAUUGCCAGAGGGCCGCCUGACAGCGUGCUGCAAUUCCUUCGGCUUUGCGGGAACCAUCGGCACUGCCGUCCUGGCGUCUGAAGAGCCGCCAAGUGUCGUGAAACAGUCCCAUCGGCGCACAGCUUUCAUCUUCGCGCUCAGCAAUGAGCUGCCGCAGCUGGUUCAGGAGGUCUGCGCCUCUCUUCAAGCUGCAUCCUACCUCAAUGCGGUGGACACCUUAACGAAGAAGCUCCCCGAGAUGCCCAAGAUGGCCGUUGAUGGCUUGACCCUGUCUGCCUUGUCCGGAGUGCUGCGAGGGCAGGCUGACUGCCCGAAGCAGCUCCAGCCGAUAGCAUACGCAGCCUUUCAGCUUUGCCUGGCAUCGGUUUGGAGAGACCACGGCGUACACCCGGACGUGUUGGCCGUGGCUGCCCCUGCGGGCCUCCGCGAAGUGCCGGAGCCGUGGAGGACGCUCUGCGAGCACGAAUUUGGUUUCAAGUGUCAGCUGCAGGGUCAAUACGACAUGGCAAUCAUCCUCGCAGCAAGUGACACCAGGCCUUUCCAGGAUGCGGUUCGGUGCAUCGAGGCAGACACGAAAGCAACUGUUGUACCAGGUGUGGUGACGGCGCCCCAGCUCUUUUCGAGUAUUGGGCAUGUGGCUCGAUGCCUGGUCUUUAACCUCUCGGCCCUCAACCGUGAGCCGAGCAUCCGUAUGCUUUCAAAGGAGCCCGGAUUCGACGUCGAGCAGGAGAAGCCUCCGUCGCAAAGCUCAAGCCAAGAUUUCUGCCUCGUGCAGAAGCUCCUCCAAGAGGUAGACUACCACGAAGAGGAGUUCGGGCCUUCCACGGUUCCAUUUCAGGAGCUGGACUCACUGCAGUGGGCGACGUUCACAAGCUUGUUGCGCUCGCGAUGCCAGCUGCGAGACAUUUCUAUGGAUGCCACGGUUGCCAUGAUCGCCCAGCAGUUGCAGAAAGCUCCCCUGACGCCGGGUCAUGUGCCACACGCGCCCCAGGAGAUAGAGACGCUGCAGGCCCUCACGUCCUUGGAAGCGGAGGAUUCGACAAACACACUGAUUGGAGUGCACGGGAUUGAAGGCGAUCCUCUGUUUCUGCAGUUCAAGACACUGGCCAUGAGGCUGUCUGGCGAAGUGGCAGUCUAUGCCCUCAAGGUGACGGCGGCGGUUCGUCAGGCUUGCUCGAGCCUUGAGGAUCUUGCCCAACUGCACGUCGAAACCUUGCAAGCUCGGUUUGGCUACAGCUCUUACAACAUCUACGGCCACUCGUUUGGCGCGAUGGUUGCCCACAAGAUGGCAGAGCUACUGGAGCAGAAAGGAGUUGCAGUGACCCUUUUCCUCGGUGACUUUGAGGUGGCAUACCCGCCGGAGCGUUUCAUGGACAACCCCAGUGACGAUGAGUUCACAGACCGCUGCCGCAUGGGUAGCUGGGAAGGCCCGGAGAUGGAGGCAUACAAGAUCUUGCUGAGGAGACACAUGUUCUCGCACAGGGAGGAUGCCGAAUACUGCAGGAAGUUGCUUCACGACAUGUCCGAUCCGCAGAGGCGAGAGCACGAGCUGAAAGGCUUCGUUCUCACGAAAGCCCGCCCGAGCAGUAUGCCGAUGGAGAUUUAUUUCUCCAUGAUCAGCGAGUUUUCGGCAAACAUGGGCUUUCAUGAGCGACUCGUGAUGCGCAGCUGCACGUUGGAGGCGACCGGACGUGGGUAUAUGGACAGCAAGAACUUCUUCGAUCGGCAUACCUAUCAACCUGGCAAGUUGCCAGCGGCAAUGCUAUUCGUCUCCAACAGCAAGGAGUUCUCGUGCUGCGUUGAGGUCAACAAGCAGUUCUACAACGAUCUGGAAAUAGUGCAUGUUCUCGAUCACGAGCAUUACAACUUGCUGGAGAGCCAGGACAUCAUCCCCAGCACGGUGUUGCAGGAGCUGAGGCGAAAAUUUGACACUGCCUAA